Osmia bicornis bicornis is the source of this 713-nucleotide messenger RNA. RefSeq names its product 60S ribosomal protein L13a (gene RpL13A). The transcript is spliced from 6 exons. The record is from RefSeq and is a predicted model, not a curated record. Gene Ontology annotation, cellular component: cytosolic large ribosomal subunit; ribosome. NCBI's taxonomy places the organism in Eukaryota, Metazoa, Arthropoda, Insecta, Hymenoptera, Megachilidae. Gene Ontology annotation, molecular function: mRNA binding; structural constituent of ribosome. Bases 58 to 672 code for a protein of 204 amino acids. Gene Ontology annotation, biological process: translation; negative regulation of translation.
GGCAAGAGGUCGCCCAAUUCUCUAUGUUGAUGGAUCCUUUUCCGGUAGGGUGACAAAAUGACUGGCUUCAGUAAUAAGCCAAUACUGAUCGAUGGCCGUGGCCAUCUACUCGGUCGUUUAGCAGCAAUUAUUGCUAAGACCAUCUUACAGGGCAACAAAGUAAUUGUUGUUCGGAGUGAACAACUUAAUAUCUCUGGUAACUUCUUCAGGAACAAGUUGAAAUUCAUGUCAUUCUUGCGUAAAAGAUGUAAUGUGAAUCCAGCUCGUGGACCUUUCCAUUUCCGUGCUCCUAGCAAAAUAUUAUGGAAAACAGUUCGUGGAAUGAUUCCACACAAAACUCAAAGAGGAAAAGAUGCUCUCAGAAGGUUGAAGAUUUAUGAAGGCUGUCCUCCACCAUAUGAUCGCAGAAAACGUGUUGUUGUACCAGGAGCUAUGAGGGUUAUGUGUCUUAAGCCUGGUAGAAAGUACUGUCAUGUAGGUAGAUUGUCUCAUGAAGUUGGGUGGAAAUACAAGGCUGUGGUACGCACAUUGGAAAAUAAGAGGCGCGUCAGAUCUAUUCUUGAGGUUCAAAAGAGAGAUAAACUCAAGAAACUUACCAAACAAGCUGGGCAAACAGUUGCUAAAGCUACAGCACCAUACACAGCAAUUAUUAAUAAUUUUGGAUACAAUUAAUAUAAAAAUUGUAAAACUAAUAAAAUCCCAUAAACAUUUUA